Molecule: messenger RNA, 1650 nt
Organism: Lytechinus variegatus (green sea urchin)
Lineage: Eukaryota; Metazoa; Echinodermata; Echinoidea; Temnopleuroida; Toxopneustidae
Exons: 3
Coding region: 21-461 (146 amino acids)
Source: RefSeq, a predicted model, not a curated record
CCCAUAGAUUGUAGGAGAUCAUGGACUACUCCUACUAUAUUCGUGAUGAGAUGGAGAGCGAGGGCACUAUGACGUCAGAGAUACCUGAGCGAACAGCCAAUCAGGGCGUAAGGGGGUUCGCUGAAAUGAAAUGCUGCAACCCCGGGUGCAACUGGUCGUGGAGCACCCAUCGAGCUCAUGUCGUCAUUGACUUGAGGAGGCAGAGAGUUAAGAAGAUCUACAAACAGAAGUGUAAGAAAUGUGACCGUGAAAACGAGCCAAAGUUCCCUGAGCUUGUGUUCAGAGGGCUUGUCCUCAAAGCACUUGAACAGGAGAAGAAAUUUCGAAAUCCCAACUUUGGAAACGCGAACAUCGAUGAUGACGGAGAUGAUGGUGGUCGAAGAGGACCUCCUCACGAGAGUCGUUUAUGUGAAAAAUGUGAAUACGGCAGGAGCCAGUGUUGGACCAAGAAAUAUCGAUAAAAUGUUUCGGUGAAUACUUCAAAACGUGGACCUAUGGACACAAUUAACGCGAGCAUUUCUGUGAUCCAAUGAUAGUCAUCGUCGCCAUGUGAAAAGGCCCAAUAGUUUCCCCGGUCAAAUGGGAAUUAUUAUAUUAAUAAUCAUCGGUUGUUAGAUUUGGAAGUUAACAUUAAUUUUGUGCUAAUGUGUCUGGAUGUUAGUUUAUUGGUUUUAGUAAUGUGUCUCAUUGCGAAUUCAACUACAAGCGCUCCUGCUUAAAUUUAGGUCCUUGCUCUAAAGGCAAGAGGUUUCGAAAUAAGCGAUUAAAAAAGACAUAUUCGAAAACGUUUAUUUCUUGUCAGGUUGUACAUAACAAGACUAUACAAAAGUUUAGUAAUUUGAUGAAAAGUACUCGUUGAAUUUCUUUAUUCCAUUUUAAUGUUUAUGUGGCCCCAAAAUGAAGAAGUCGCAUUUCAUGUUAGGUAUUCGUAUGAAUUUUAUUUAUAGCAAAUGAGUUGUACCCGAGCCCCUCUUUGCCUCUUCCUCAGUUGCCCUUUCGUUUACAUUUCUGUCUUACCCCCCCCCUUCUCUCAAUAUUCCACCCCUUUAUUUCCCUCUCUUCUAACUCCCUCUCUUCUCACUCAAUCCCUCUCCUCUCUCUCCCCUCUUUCUCUCUGUUAUUCUCAGCCACUCUUAUACUGCCUCGGUCUCUCUCCCCCAGUUCCUCUUCCAAUUUAUUUUCUUCUUGUAAUUUGAAAGGUGUAUGCAUUUGUGAGAAUGCUGAAGAUUAUGUUCGCUAUUCAAAUGUGUCUUGAAUAUAUUUCCUACAAUGUUUUUCUUCUUUCUAAAAAUAAGAUCGUUCUUUGUUAAUAAUCAGCUGAUUCUGUUCAGAGACUACACGUAACUUUAACAAAGAGAAAGAUAAUGAGGAAUAUAAUUGGAUUAUAAAAUUUUAAUUGGCCUUUUUUCUUUUUGUUUUGUAUUUCAUUCAGGUUGGGAAGCUAAGUGCAAGAAAAGAACCACUUGCUUAUUGUCUAAAUGGUUUAUGAAAAUUGAAUUCAUAUGUAAUUGAGAUGGGUCGAAAUAAUUAUAACAGUUUAUGUAUAUAGUUUAUUUGAUGAAUGAAUAUAUUGGUGAAUAAAUGGUCAAUAAUGAACUUUGAACUCAACCAAAUGUCACUAAUGAUGCAAUUUAUAUAAGUGUUCUGUCA